Dentiscutata erythropus is the source of this 1737-nucleotide messenger RNA. The record is from the annotation of a GenBank genome assembly. NCBI's taxonomy places the organism in Eukaryota, Fungi, Glomeromycota, Glomeromycetes, Diversisporales, Gigasporaceae.
AUGACUGAAACGCGUCGAGAGAGACAAAAAAGCUUCUUGCUAAAUCACAUAAACCCUCGUCCUUCUAAUUUUUAUGGGAGGUUUAAUUAUCGUAGUCGUUCAAAUGCUCUCCGAGAUUAUGAAUUGCGACUAAGCCAAGUUUUGCAAGAAGCUCCACAAUCAGAAAAAUUAUUAAGUUUAAAGAGAAGCUGGGAAAAUCACGAAUACGAUGACGACUGGGCUUGUUAUGAGGAUGAGAAAAAUAUUCGGAAAGCUGAUAAAAAAGUAAAGAGAGGGAAACUCAAGGCACAUGUUGCAUUUAAUGAAAAUUUGGAUAAAAGGCUGAACAUUAAAAAACCAUCUGACAAAUUGGCAUCAUCUUAUAAAGAUCAUGGUGGAGCUUCAAAGAAAACAACCAAUAGUAACAUCGAUAAUAAGGAGAAUGAGGAUGGUAGUGAAAUUGAAGAAGUUAACGAAGUAAAGGCAAAACAUCUUGCAACCGAAAAAUCAAUCAAGGAAAAGGAGCCUUCUUCAACCAAUAUAACCAAUUACAAUAUAGAAGAGUUAAUACCUGUCGAGGAAUGCGAAGAAAUAGAUCAUCGAAAUAGAAACCCCAUCCAAUCCACAAAUGCCAAUGAUAACGGCAUAAACGAAGAUGAAUUAGAAAUUUCUGAUUUGACCGAAUUUGAUAGCACAUAUCGUAACCUGGAUCCACAGAAAAUGUGGAGGUUAAAGAGUGGUACCAUUGUCGAAAAAGUUAUAUAUGAACACGCACGAAACUUGACAUAUGAAUCGUGUCUGCAUUCAUUUAUUAUAAGUGAUGUUGACAAUAAAGCAAUGUCCUUAUUUAGCAAAGAAGAUUGGAAUGAAAUAUUGUCUUUUGAAGUUAAAAAGAUGCCAAACAUUGAUUCAUCAAUUAUCAAUCUUAUGAAAAAAUACUCAGUAACAGACUUAUCCAAGUUUCGAAAAGUUAUUUUUGAACCUUUUCUACCCACCAGCACAUCAUAUUCUAAUAAGGCGCAUUUUGAUUUAAAUUACAUUAAUCUCGCGUAUAGAAUUAUGCAUACAUUCUGGGAAGCUGAUGACAACUUUGCUCUGGACUCAUCAAAAUUAGAAGGAUGGUAUCAGUUAAAUAUAUGGGGUCUACUUAUUGACACUGCAUUUCGUAAUUCAAGUUUUAAUUUAAUACGAGUUGAUGGGAUGAGUAGAGCCUCAAGUGAUAGAAAAAACCAAACCAACCGUGAAAUGAAUCGGAAAAAGAUCGGAAGAAAAGGGGAUGGAAUAUUUAGGUUGAAAGGGAGCAGAUUAGAAUUUGGCGCAAUUGAAACUGGAAGAGAGUGGGAAGGUGAACAUGGAAGAAAAUAUAUUAAAGAUAGCUUGAAAUUACGUAAAAUGCUUCACGAUAUGUUAAUUCAACUUUCAAAAGAAUGCUACAAUGACGAAAAUAUCCUUAGAAAAUUACAAACUGUUGGGAUAUUAAACAGCGCGAAUCGGCUACAACUCCUGACUAUGGACAGUCCAAUGGGAUACGUCAGUCGAAUUCAGCAUCAUGAGUUUCGGGAGGUUACUGGUUAUAUAAAUAAACCACUAUUAGGGUUUGUUUUAAAAGAUAUACUAAGAGCGAGAUCAAUUAUUACACAGACAUUAGAAUUAAUUCAGGAGAGUGGAUCUAACAUCAACGGUCUUGAUGAUUCCGAUUCUGAUAAUGAAUACAAUAUAUCCACAAUCACUAUGCCACCAACCCGUACGAGUUUUUAA